Annulohypoxylon truncatum is the source of this 3273-nucleotide messenger RNA. Its product is annotated as acetyl-CoA synthetase-like protein. Bases 1 to 3273 code for a protein of 1090 amino acids. NCBI's taxonomy places the organism in Eukaryota, Fungi, Ascomycota, Sordariomycetes, Xylariales, Hypoxylaceae. The record is from RefSeq and is a predicted model, not a curated record. The transcript is spliced from 3 exons.
AUGGCGCAUUUAGAUUUGAAUUACUUCACAUGCACUUUAGGGCAAGCAGCAACCCUACGAAAAGAGGAUGAUGGAAACCAGAAUUCCUUCAAAACAAUCUUAUCAUUGAUUGAAACGCAAGCAAAACGCCUCCCUGGGCAUCCGGCCCUCGGGCUUGCCAACUAUAAAUCGAAUAUCUCACCUCACUGGCCGCUCGACCAAGUUACAUUUUCAGAAAUAUGCAGCCUAUCAAAGAUAGCGGCCGCAAAGCUCGCGAAAGCUUUAGAUAUCGAAGCUAGAAAUGAUGAAUCACCUGUAGUAGGGAUAUCGUGUGCCAGUAACCUCGAAUUCGUCUUAACAUGGCUGGGGCUCAUGCGACUAGGGUGUAAGCCAUUUUUGCUGGCUCCUCAACUUGACUGUCGAGCGCUAGAACAUCUUUGCAAGAAUUCUGGCAUCAAGACGAUUCUCAUAGACGAGUCGCAAGAAAAGCGGGGCACCCAAUUUAAAGGGGGCAUUAACAUAAUCAAGAUACCAUUAUUCCAGGAAGCGCGUUCCCCAUAUGACGGUUAUUUCGACCAAAAUUCGUAUCUCGAUACAGAAUGCGAUAUAGCGUACUUUUUGCACUCUUCAGGCACAUCAUCUGGAGUGCCGAAGCCAAUGCCGCAGACUCAAUGGGGGGCAGUGGGUUGCUUGCCAUGCUUUCCACGUAUAAACCAACCUGCCACAUUUACGACCACGCCUCUAUAUCACGGUGGCCUGGCAGACUGCUUCAGGGCUUGGACUAGUGGGGCUAUGAUCUGGCUCUUCCCAGAAGGCGUGGUACCUGUCACCGGCGCCAAUGUUGUCCGCUCAGUGGCAUACGCCAGCGAAAGAAGCUCAGUUCCCGUGAAGUAUUUCUCAUCUGUGCCGUAUGUGUUACAAUUACUAGCCGAAGAUAAUGAAGGAGUUCGUAUGCUCCAGGACAUGGAUCUAGUCGGUGUUGGUGGCGCUGCUUUGGCCGCUUCGAUCGGUGAUAAGUUGGUGGAGCGGGGAGUUAAACUGGUGUCGCGGAUGGGGAGUGCCGAAUGUGGGUUUCUCAUGUCUUCGCACCGCGACUAUGUUCAGGACAAGGAAUGGCAGUACCUCCGGCCGAUCGAUGACUCUACGCUUCUGUCAUUUGAACCGAGAGAAAGCGGCUUGUCAGAGCUUGUCGUGAAGCCGAACUGGCCACUUACAACGAUAACAAAUCGCGACGAUGGUUCGUAUGCUACGUCGGAUCUAUUCGAACCGCACCCGUCACUGAAAAAUGCUUGGCGAUAUCACAGUCGAGCGGAUGCUCAGAUCACGCUAGCGAAUGGCAAAAAAUUUGAUCCUUCUCCGCUUGAAGAGUCCAUAAAAACUUCGAGUCCACUUGUACGCGACGUCCUCAUCUUCGGUGCAGGCAAAGACUAUGCUGGUGCUCUAUUGUUCAAGACAUCAAACGAAUCUUCCGACGAAGGUGUUAUUGAAGCUGUUUGGCCACAAGUUCAGAAACUGAACAAGGAGACGCAAAGUCAUUGUCGUCUAACGAAGUCGAUGCUAAUUGCCAUCGAACCGGAAGGAGAAGAACCUCUACCAAAGAGCAGCAAGGGGUCCAUAUUACGGCAUCAAGCUGAGGCCCGGUAUGCCGAUGCGAUCGAGAGAUCCUAUUCGGGUGGGGGAAUUACUCCUAUAAAUAACCAGGUCGUUUCUGAUGCGGAUCUCAGCACCUUCGUCCUGGACUUAUUUACUCAAGUUCUAGGUCGCGAAAUCGACCCUCGUGGGGAUGUUUUCCAGCAGGGGGUUGACUCGAUAGCGUGUAUCCAGAUAAGAAAGCGCAUCGAGUCUCAUAUUUUCCCCGAAAGAUCUCCGAAACUACCCCUGAAUAUUAUUUAUGAUAAUGGAAACGUUAUUACAUUGGUCGAGAAUCUCAUCCGAACGCGCAACGGUAAAAGUCUCUGCGACUCUGACGGCAGCGUCGACGAACUGGAGCUGAUGCAACAGCUCGCCGACAAAUACAGCGAGUUUGAGACAUAUAACGUCGGUUCGCAUAAGAAAGACCGCGAUGUUGUUGUACUUACGGGUGCUACAGGAGCACUCGGAGCACACAUGCUGUCUGCACUAUGCAACGAUGCUAGAGUCCGCAAGGUCUACUGUCUGGUUCGAAGCCGGACAAAACUUGGUGCUAAGAAGCGGGUAUUGAACGCGUUAUCAGAUCGUGGAUUGCCGAGGCCCCAUGGUCUAGACAUAUCACAAGUUACUGAUGACAAAGUUGUCUGCCUCCCCUACCGAGUUGCUGAAGCUCAUCUCGGUCUUCCUGACCAAGAAUGGACAUAUAUCGUGGCCGAAGCUACGGUUUUCAUCCAUGCAGCGUGGCCGGUUAACUUCAGUCUCCGUCUUAGCUCUUUCGAAGACCAUAUAGCGGGAACACGGAACGUGAUCGAUAUGGCGGUUUCGAGUAGCGCACGCUGCUUUUUCAUUAGCUCGACAGCAGCAGUGAGUGCCGACCCAUCAUCCGUUAUCGCGGAGAAGGCGUCGCUAGAUCCAUCGCAUGCUUCGGCUCUGGGCUACUCAAGGUCCAAAUGGGUAGCGGAGCGAGUUUGCGCUAGAGCCCAUGAGAGAUUAUUCAGGGACUCGUCUACUCGUCCUUCGAUGAGUACGGACAUCUCGGUGAUCCGUGUUGGUCAGCUCUGCGGGAAUCAAGCUGGCGUAUGGAACGCAACCGAAGCGUACCCGUUGAUGCUAUCAACCGCUUCCCUCGUGCAGUGUUUACCAGAACUAUCACAUGAAACGCUGAAUUGGUUACCGGUAGAUCAGGCAGCAAAGAUAAUCCUGGAAAUCGCGCUGCCGGAAAAUGAACCCCUCAAGGCGCUAGCUAGCUCGGAGAUACCCAUAUACCAUGUUUUGAACCCUCACAGGUCGCCAACAUGGAAUCAGUUGCUUCAGUGGGUCUCAGAGACGCCAGAAGAUCCUUCAUUCCAAGUAGUCCAACCUGCAGAAUGGCUGCGGCAACUGGAAUCGUCGUUUAGUGGUUCACAAGCAAGACAUCCGUCCCAAGCCCUACUGGGAUUGUGGAGACAGCGAUAUACUGAUGCGACUAUCCCCUCCGAGCAGAAAGAUGAGCGCCGCUAUACCAACACCCCGGAGUACCCCAUAUUUGAUAUCGUAUCUAGUUUGCGAUUGUCACAGACAAUGAGAAAUAUUAGACCUCUCAGCCAUGAUAGGGUAAUGAGGAUGUGGAGUUGGAUCCAGGAGAAUAUGACGAUGAGAGAUGAUGCACAGCACCUCAUUACAUAA